AUGAGGCAUGUGGCACUCGGGCUACUGUAUCUUAUCCUCCUGUCUGCAUUCCAAUCAGCCUCUGCUUUGCCGAGAAAGAGCAAAGGCAUUGGCAGUCAUCGUUCUGGCAGUGGUAAAGGCAGCCAUGGAUUAGGAGGUCUCCUUUCUGGCCACGAUGACAAGAAGACCAGUAGCAAAACCGACGAUAAGAAGCACGGAUUUAGUGGACUCUUCGGCCACGAUGACAAGAAGAACAAUGGCAAAACCGACGACAAGACGCACGGGCUCGGCGGAAUCUUUGGCCAUGAUGAUAAAAAGGUCGGCAAAGGCGACCCACAGAAGCCUGGAAAUCGCAAACCCGGUGGCAAGAAUGCUGGCAAAGACUCCAAACACGGCAAGGAUAGAUGCAAAACUUCCAAAGGUGGUUCUUCCCAGGGCCAAAAGCUUUCUCCCCGAGAUAUCGCAGCCCGAGAUCUUGCCAUACGCGAAGAAAGCAGCAAGAUUGGCCAGGAUGGCAUGGAAGGUGCCCUUGCGAAUACCAAAACGCUUCAGACUAUUUACCUCCGAACCCGCAUCGGCAUUGCUAUCACCGGAGAUGAUAGAAUUUACUUGUACUGGCUGUUGCAAUGA
Molecule: messenger RNA, 609 nt
Organism: Aspergillus affinis
Lineage: Eukaryota; Fungi; Ascomycota; Eurotiomycetes; Eurotiales; Aspergillaceae
Exons: 1
Coding region: 1-609 (202 amino acids)
Source: RefSeq, a predicted model, not a curated record